AUCUUUUGUUCUAGUUCUUAUUUCAUAUAUUGCCUAUCCUCUUUUUCACGUUACAGGAUGGAUCUAGAUCAUUACAAUGAACAAGGCUUUAACUUCUUUUCUCAUGUAAUAAUAUCUAGUUUUGUACAGUGCAUCAUGAAGAUAUAUCCAACAAUGGUAUAUAUUGGUGCCUUUAUUCCAUCUAGACCAUAUCAGAAUCCUAUUCUAUUUUAUCCUUGGUUCCUUUGGACCUUAUUUAACUUUGAUAGAUUCAAUAUUAAGCCAGUGACAAACGCAACUCGUCUGUUCUAAUUUGUUUCUCUACUUUUAGCCCUUCCAAUUCUCUUGUUGCAGAAAUGGGUAUGGCUAUAUCCCGGCUGGUGAAAAAGCUUUUCGCCAAGCGAGAAAUGAGGAUACUGAUGGUAGGACUUGAUGCUUCUGGCAAAACAACUAUACUGUACAAGUUGAAACUUGGAGAGAUUAUUACUACCAUUCCUACAAUUGGAUUUAAUGUGGAGACCGUAGAUUAUAAGAACGUAAGUUUCACAGUAUGGGACGUAGGAGGCCAAGACAAGAUACGGCCUUUAUGGAGGCAUUACUUCAAGAACACUCAUGGACUUAUAUUCGUUGUGGAUAGUAAUGACAGAGAAAGAAUUUCAGAAGCCAGAGAUGAACUCCAUCGCAUGCUUAGCGAGGAUGAAUUACGGGAUGCAACACUUCUUGUUCUUGCCAAUAAGCAAGAUCUCCCGAAUGCAAUGAGUGCUGCUGAAAUCACUGAUCAGCUUGGCCUUCAAGCCCUGCGUCAGCGUCGUUGGUAUAUACAGAGUACUUGUGCAACAUCAGGUGAGGGACUCUAUGAAGGUCUUGAUUGGUUAUCUAGCAAUAUUUCAAACAAGGCAUAAUGCAGUUUAAUUCUACAUUUCAGUAUCUAUACGGUGUAACUGUAAGAAUGCCAAUAAUCACGUUUCGAAAAUGUUCUUCAUAUCUAGUAACCUCUCGGGUAAAAAACAUCUAUUUAUAUUUCAUGUUUUGAUUGUAGAAAGUGACUUAAAUUUCUGGUUUUGAUUGUUCAGUCGAUCGGAGCCAUUUUAAUAUCCAUAGAAGUGAAAUCAAAUGGCAUAGCCAUGACACUUUUACUGUAUAACGUCACAUUAUACCAUUACUCAAGAAAGCAUUUGUAGUUGGAACCA
Molecule: messenger RNA, 1169 nt
Organism: Olea europaea var. sylvestris
Lineage: Eukaryota; Viridiplantae; Streptophyta; Magnoliopsida; Lamiales; Oleaceae
Product: ADP-ribosylation factor 2-like
Exons: 7
Coding region: 336-881 (181 amino acids)
Biological process (GO): vesicle-mediated transport; intracellular protein transport
Cellular component (GO): cytoplasm
Molecular function (GO): GTPase activity; GTP binding
Source: RefSeq, a predicted model, not a curated record